Brassica napus (rape) is the source of this 6348-nucleotide messenger RNA. RefSeq names its product F-box/kelch-repeat protein At5g39560. NCBI's taxonomy places the organism in Eukaryota, Viridiplantae, Streptophyta, Magnoliopsida, Brassicales, Brassicaceae. The transcript has a single exon. Gene Ontology annotation, molecular function: protein binding. The coding region runs from base 3878 to 5023 and encodes 381 amino acids. The record is from RefSeq and is a predicted model, not a curated record.
ACGGAAAUAAAAAUAAAAAGAUUGUACCUUUAGGUAUUUCGGCUGACACUUCAGCAACUCCAUGCUGUAAUCUCACUUUCAUCUGUUUCUUUCUAUUUUCCGAAAUUUUUGUGUUUUUUUUUUCUUUUGGAUUUUGAAUCAGUUCAAGGAAAAAUUUAAUUUUUCUAAUGACAUUAUUAUUUCUUAUAGGCCUCGGCGUUUUACCCAGACCCGAAGACCCGAACCGGAACCGACCCGAAAACACAGGUUCGGGUCCGGAUCCGGGUCCAUGCUAAGUACCUAUUGGGUCUUUUUUUUGGACCUGUGGGUCUCGGUUCGGGUCCGGGUCCUAUCCGAGACCCGUUCGGGUACCCGAAGUACCCGCAAAUAAUUUUAUAUACUAGGUAUAUUUGGGUGAUUGGGUAUAUUUUUGGUAUUUCAGAUUUUUUUUAAGUUUCGGGUUUGGAUUUUCGGGUAUAAUUGUAGAUUUUUGGUGAAAUUUUAGAUUUUUAGAAAAUAUAAUUUGGGUAUUCAGGUAAAAUUCAGGUAUGUUUUGGGUUUCCGGGUCUGAUUUUGAAUAAAUUUUUGGGUAUUUUUGCGGUUCUUCGGGUAUUUUUAGAGUUUUCGGGUCCAGUUCGGGUAUUUCGGGUCUAUUUCGGGUCCUAAAUACCCGAACCGACCCGGAUCUGAAAUAUACCCGAAAAUUUUGGGAAUUUUACGGGUAUUGAAAUUAUAGACCGAACGGACCCAGACCCGACAAGACCCGACCCGGAACCGAUCCGAAAAGUUAUAGGUACCUAUAUGGGUCUAAAUUGCUAGGACCUGAAGGACCCGGACCCGACAAUACCCGAUCCGAACCCGACCCGAAGACCCGGAUGCCCAGGCCUAAUUUCUUACUAAAUAAAUUUCCAAACUUGAUGACAAAAAAAUCUCCAAACCUUAAGGAUUUUAUGUUAAAUCCCAAUAUACAAAAAGAAAAAUUGCAUUUUAAAUCACGAAUGUGUAAAAAAAAAUCAUUUUAAAUCUUGAUACCAAACAAAUCGUACUAACUUAUUUAUUUGCCACGUAAAAAUGUGACGGAUAUUGUUCAUCCAUCCGUGUACAAGAAGGUAGGUAUGACAUGUCAGUUACUUUUCAUUUUUAUUUUUAAAAUUAAAAUAUAUUUAUAAAACAGUUAAAAUAAUAAAAUAAAAAUAAAAAAUAUAUUCAAAAAUAAAUGAAAAAUAAAUAAAAAAUCCAAAAUAAAAAUAAAUUAAUAUGUAAAAUAAUGUUUAUUAAUAAAUUAAAUAAAUUUGUAAAAACUUCCAAAAAUUCAAAAUAAUUUUAAAUUUCAAAAAAUCAAAAUUCAUAUUUCUUGAGCAAUGGUUACCUCAGUAGGGUGACAUGAUUCCUUAAGCGAGAAAUCCUCCAUACAAAGAUCAUUGUACUUGACAAGAACAUCUUCAGAGAUGAUCAAGUUAACAAAACUUGAAGAGAAUCACGUUACUCAUGACUUAGGCGUUGGAUUAUACAUGAAGAUGUAGAUUCCACCAUUGAUUGAUUUCAGGUUUCACAACAGAGAAAAAGAGAACAAUCUUUGAUUUUCAACAAAGUUGUGCUGAAAAACUCUAACGUCAUAUCAAUAGAUUCUUAAGCAUGCGGGAAAGUUGAUCAACACACUAGGUGUUUUCAGAGGCCCAUCAUUAUUAACCGACCCAAAAUAAAAUAAACCUCAACAGAAAAUACUUAGCACCAGAAUACUGAUCUGUUCCAAAAUAGAUAUGCUUUUCUCAGCGGAUAUGCUAUUUUUUUUUUUUUUGGGUGUAAAUCAGCGGAUAUGCUAUCAUAUCAAGAACUUUUACAUUGCCUCCUUACUAUAGUUUUACUUGAAUCAACUCUAUAAAUAUCUAUUAAAAAUGAUUUACUCGUUUUUCACUAACCAUAUAUAUUAAGUUAAUUAAGAUCUACAAUGGUUACCAUUUUUAACAUUAACUAUGCAUGUGUUUAUACUUUAUACUCACAUAGCCUGUAUAAAAUAUAGAUAUACAAACACAUAUAUAUAUAUAUAUAUUAUAUAUAAGUUUUUUUUUACAUUUAUAAUCAGUUAACGAUACACUAAUAAUAAAUACACAAACACAAUAUAUGAUAUGUGUACAUUAGAAAAUAUAUAGUAUACAAAUGUAACCAUAAAUCUAAAAAUUAUAUUUAUGUAAGCACAUCGUAUGUCCCAUCCGCCUAGUUAAAGAUUCAGAACCAAAUGUACAAGGCCUAAUUUUCAAAAUAUAACCUCACUUAAAUUAUUUUGCCAAUUUUUGUUAUAUUUACUAAUAUUGGUUAGAUUAAAAAAUCAACAAAAUAACAAAAAAUUGCCGACUUAUAUUAUAUUUUUAAAAUAAAAAGAUAAAAAUAAAUAAAAAUAACAGUAGCUGCUAAAUCUUUUUUUAGCAUUGUUAAUACCGUUAGCAAAACACUAAACUCAUCAUAAACAAUAAACUUUAAACUUUUGGGUAACUCUAAACUCUUGGAUAAACCAUAAUCUUUUGAUAAAUUCUAAACUCUAGGGUUUAGGGUCUAGGGUUUAUAAUUUUACUGACGGCGUUUAGGAUUUACUGUUUAGUUUAUGAUUUAGUAUUUAUUAUUUAUCCAAGGGUUUAGGGUUUAGGGUUUAUCCAAAAGUGUACGGUUUAGUGUACGAGAUAGGGUUUAUUAUUUGCUAACGAAGUUAACAAUUUUUUAAAAAAAAUUUGUUACUACUGCUUUUUAUUUAUUUUUAUCUUAUUAUUUUAAAAGCAUAAAUAUGACUUUGUAAAUUCUUAUUAUUUUAUUUCUUCUUAAACAAAAUUGAUGAGGUGACAAAUUAUUAUUGGUCAGUAAACCUACAAGAAAAACUCCACUACAAUCAUCCAGCCUUUUAUUUUAUAAUUAUUAUAGUUUUAGACGUUACCAAACAUGAUUAUAGUAAUUUUGAAAUGUAUGAAUUAAGAAUUUGUAGUAAUCCUCGGAAAAAAAUGAAAUACACAUGCCUAAAUAUAGUUUAUGUUAACUAUAUAUAUUAACAUUUUAAUCAUUAUAUAAUUAUAAUUAUAUAUUUACUUUGAACAUGUAUAGUUUUUUACUUAUAAUUUAUAUAACUCAUAACUUAUUGAAAAGUUUAUAAUAAGACAAAAUAUUUUUUGCUUAGUAAUCAUUUCAAAAAGUUUAUUGUACACGUUACAAAUAAUAGAAAAAGCUAUAUACGUAUAUUUAGGUUUUUCGUCUAUCAUUUCAAUUGGUUGUACUUUGACCCAUCAACUACGUAAUCUAAUUCAUAAUCCAAAGUCAAAUUGAUUAGUCUAAACCAAAGUUCAAUUGAUUUAGUAAACCAAAGUCAAAUAUUCAUAAUUGCCUUUCUUUAAAUCACUAUAGAAAACUAUUUAAUUUUAAUAUUACUUUAUUUUUAGCUUGUAUGAGAAAUUUAUAUAAAUUUACAUCUUAUUAGAACAGGGGAUAAACUCUUUAAUUUAAAUGUUGCAUCUUUUUAUUCUAACUUUAUAGAUUUAUAUUAUAUGUUGAUGAAAACAAUAAUAUAUUUUACACUAUUGAGAUAUAAUAAUCCGCAUAUCUAGUCUUAUUUAUUUUAUAUGUAUUUAUAGAGUUCUUUUACAAUGUUUAGUUCAAAUAAUGGGUUGAUUUGCUAUAUUUUAACACGUGUCUUAUUUGCUAUAUUAAUAAAAAACGAAAGAAAAAGUAUCUUAUUUUGUUAAAAUUCAAGUACAAAUUAGAUUUGUUUAGAAACAUGUAUAGCAAUUUUUUAAAAAAAGUUUAUAUGGAAACAUAGAUUGUAUUGUAGUUUAAAAAGUCGGGUUCUUGUUAAUACUCUAAACCUAAUUCAGAACUAUUUCUCCACCAGCACAAGCUUCGACUCCAUCUUCUGACCACCAUGAUUCCCAAAGAAGCUAAACCAAAUCAGCAAGAGACGAUGACUAAGCCGCAACCACUGUCGUUAUCAUCACUCCCAGACGAAAUCUUAGAGAACAUUCUUGCCCGCCUCUCCAAGUGGAAUUACCCUAAUCUCUCUCUUGUCUCCAAGAGAUUCCUCUUUCUCCUCUCUUCUCCCGAACUCUACACUACGCGAUCUCACAUCGGAACCACCGAACCAUGCCUCUAUUUUUGCUUAGACGACUUGCCCAUUAUACCACAUCCCAAAUGGUUUACUCUUUGGAUGAGACCUGCGGAUGAAACCCUAGAAGACGACGAUGAAAUUCUUGAAGACUAUUCGUUGGUUUCGGUACCCUCUUGUCGUCACCAUCUUAAACACGUACCAUACUCUUCCACCGUAGCUGUUGGCUCGGACAUCUACGUAAUCGGUGGACCCUACAAGGGGCCGCCGUCUUCACUUGUUUGUAUCUUUGAUUGUCGGAGUCACACAUGGCGUGAAGGUCCCAACAUGUUGGUGGCCCGUGAGGAGGCGUAUGCGUUUCAUAUCGAUGGGAAAAUAUAUGUAAUGGAAGAGGACCGGAAAGACGAUAAUUGGAUGGAAGUAUUAGACAUAAAGACUCAAACUUGGAGUUGCUUGCUGGGCCAUGGAGCUACUGAGUUUCGUGACGAUUGGUUUCUUGUCAAUGUGUUUAGAGGACAGAUAUACGUAAUUGCUGCUACGGAGAAUUUUGCAUAUGAGCCAAAAGAAGGGACAUGGGAAGUUGUGGAAACGCACGAGUGUUAUGGACAUAUUGAUAGUUGGUGUGAGAUAGAGGAUGUAAUGUUUUGUUUUACGAACUCUGGUCAUUGCAUGUGGUAUGACACUGAGAGUGGAGAGUGGAGAGAGGUCAAGGGUUCAGAUAUGGAAGUAUUGCGUGAUACAAGCGAGCAUAGCUUAGCAUGGGGGUGUGUUGUUGAAAUUGUUAACCAUGGUGGGAAACUAUUAGUUAUCUGGGUCUCCAGAUACAAGACAAAGCAGACAAGGAGAAUUUGGUGUGGGAAGAAGCGCCAUGAAGGUGAGAUUUGGGGUAAGAUGGAAUGGGUUAAUGAAGUCCUUACGGUCACCAAUUCGUUUAACUUCUUGAGUUGUGUACUCAUUAUGAUUUAAGGAUUCCUAAAAGAUGGAACGCGUAGUAAUUGAACAAUAUAACCAACGCAGUUGGCCUAGAGGUAGUUGAGGACCAGAUCCAAUACGCUCCCCGCAGGUUCGACUCGCGUUGGCCACCCGGACUUUCUUAAAUGGUAAGAAUACGUGGAGUGUCGUGGGCCCGUGGGAAAUAGUCGGUUGACCACGGUCGCCGGAUCACCCCACGUUAACUAAAAAAAAAAGAAAAAAAAAGUAAUUGAACAAUAUUGUGAUAUCUUGGUAGAAUGGCAUUAGUUAUUUCUUUCGCUUUGAACAACCUGUUUUGUUCUUUGAAAGAAGCUCUAUAUUGUUUUUUUCAUCUUUGAAUAUCAUGAUUUGUUUUCUUUUUCUUUUUCUUUUUCUUUUUGAGAUCCACUAUAAUUCUAAUGUCAUCUUUCAACUUGCUAGCUCACUUCAACACCAAGGACACAAUUUUAUUUAAACACCAUACUUAGUAUUAUCAGAAGCUUUAGAAGGAUGAAUAUAAAACUAAACUACUUACAUGAAGGCAAUCCUAAGCAUUUCAGCUUUAUCCAGCGAAAAAUCAUUAUUUAAACUAAUAGAAAAGAGCUACAAAAAUUAAAGCCCAAUCAUUUUUUCAAACAUCAUACGGUUGUUUUGAUCGCAACACUAUCUUCUCUAUUAAAAGAGAGGUACGAUUUUUAUCUACUAUAAAAAAAGUCAUACUAGUCUUAUUAGGUCCAUUUCAUUAAUUACAUUUAUUUAAUUAUUUAUAUUAAUCUAUUCAAUAUAUAAAGAUAUUAAUAAUAAAUCAGUUUUAACUGUAAAUUUAAAUUUUAUUUUUAGUUAUAACAAAAUGUUGAGAAAAAAUCCAACAAAAUCUUUCUAAAAAUUUAAAAUAUUUUAUUUAAAUUAAUACCAUUGAUUAAUUUUGUAAUUAAUAAUAUAUACUAUUAUACAUUAAUUUAAAUUAAAUUUUAUUAUAAAACAAAAUAAAAUAAAAGUGUAUGCUAUUUUUCAAAUUUUAUAGUUAUAUUCUAUAUCUUCUUUAUUAAAAGAAAUACCAUAAAAAAUCACACUAGGUCUAUUUCAUCAAUUACAUCUAUUUGACUAUUUAAGUUAAUCUAUUUGAUAUAUAACAUUUCUAAAAAAUCUUAUAAAUUAUAUAGAUAUUAAUAAAUAAAUUUUAACUGUAAAUUUAAAUUUUAUUUUUACUUAUAACAAAAUAUGUUAAAAAACCUAACAAAAUCUUAAUAAAAUUUUAAAAUAUUUUUAAAUUAAUGCAGCGAUUGAUUUCAUAAUUAAUAAUAUAGUAUUAUUAUAAUGUAUAUACUUAUAAAAUCCCA